CUGCUCCGUCAUCUGCAUCAUCCACGUCGUCCUCCAUCCACGUGGAAGCACUUGGAAGCAGUUAGGCGUCCUUCUUCCGCGUGCUCUUUCGUCACCGGCAACCUUCGUUUACCUUGUCGUUGAUUCCGAUUUGUGGACUAGAUGCCCCCACGGGGCGCCUUUGCGAGGGGCAGGAAAGAUGGCGUGGGGGGCGACGGUGGGGAAACCAACAAAGGAAGAGGCCACAUACCGAAGUCGAAAAGGCAGCGCAUCGAUAACGCCAGCUCCUCACAAACUGAUGACUUCCUCGCUGACGAAGUGGCUAUGGUGGACGAGCAAGGGACGACAGGGGUCACAAGGUUGGGUUUCGGGCGGGAUGGAGUGGCGAGGGAGCAGCUGCAAGCACUGAAACGCAGCAUUGUUGGCGGUGCUUCCGGGACGGUGCCAAGGACCCCAAACACGGCAGGUGUUGUCGUCACGGGCGUGCUGGUCGCGGGACAACUUUUGCUGGCGGCAGGCCAAGGUCAGCCACGUCAGCCACUCCCCCUGCAACACGUGUUGGCAUCAAGGGGAGGGCACAUGGCGACCGCGCAAAAGGGUGACACGACGGCUAGCGCCAGUCGGGCGGCGGCGGCAGAUCACACAGCUAAAGGCGGGGUCGUCGAAGGUGCGAAAGGGGAGGGGGUCGAAGACGUUGGCCGUGACGAUGGCCGAAAAGACGGAAAGCGGGAAGGCAACGACGAUGAUGACCGUCCACUUCUGCCGAGGGGGAAGGGAGCGCCGAAGGAGGACGACCUGGAAGAGAAGGCCAAGUUGUGGGUUGAUUGCGACGCUUUGUGGGACGCAGGAGCUGAGCUGCCACCGAUGCUCAUCAUGCCGCCGAAUGACGUGUCGCGCUUCAAGAUCGACGACCCGGCGCAGCGUGAUCCUGCUCUCCGCAGAGCGCGCAGCGUGGAGAGAGUAGUGCUGCGCACCAUCCACGGUUGGAUCUUUAAAUCGCAGUCGAGGUCGACUGGCUUCUCUCGUGCAGAGUCCUACAUGACCGCCGACUUCGCCACGGACCUCGCACAAGCAGUUUGGCAGGCCUUGGAAUGGUCGAGAGUGGUAUCCCCUGCACUCGUCUACCACACGUUGGCGAUGAAGAUGGACGUGCCUCUGUGGUUCGCGGGGGUGAAGAUUGAGGACCGCCCAGAAGACGACGACAUGGCGGCGCGGCAGGAGGCGACAAUUCUUCUGUUGGCGGAGUGCAGGACAGAUGCGAUCUGGUGCGGACAGUGGGCGGAUGGCGGGUGCGUAAAACAGGAGAGGUUGUCCAGGCUGGCGGACAGUCUGCGAGCGUUGUUGUGCACGGUCAUGUGGAUCAUGCGCAUGGGAGGUGACGACGACCGAUCGCAUUACGAGGCAUGGUCGUACGCGUCCAUGGUCGCGAAACCGACGAUGAUAGCAGCGGGGUCGUACAUCUUCAACUGGCGCCGACACGUGGUGGACUCCGCCAACCUCAUCCUCGAUUGUCUAGGGAAGGCCCACCUGACGCUGGGAGAUUACCCUCAAUGCAUUCCGGAAUGGUGUGAUUGUGGGUUGGCGUUCGGGCACAACGCUGCCCUGAAGAACGCGGCGGAGGCCGCAAAACACGGGUGGAUCGGCAGCGGGCCCGCGGCGGACGACGAUGGAGAUGAUGGCAAGUGACACGUCAUCUCGAGCAGAUGGCAGCGGGUUGGUUCGCAUCGUCGGCGCUUCGUCG
This is a messenger RNA of Chara braunii, 1720 nucleotides long. Lineage: Eukaryota; Viridiplantae; Streptophyta; Charophyceae; Charales; Characeae. The record is from the annotation of a GenBank genome assembly.